CCCCGCGAGCACAAACGAGCACUUACACUGACCAUGCGAGUAAGACGUGGGGGCAUUGUGAAUUUGCAUAAAGCACUAGUUUGCUACAGUCCAUACCCGGUUAUACUUUAAUUAGCUUUGGCUGAGGAUUGGACACACUUUUGAAGGACUACGUUACGUUAACUAACUUAAAUAUCUGUUUGAAUUACCAACGCGUUUCUUCGUUUCGUCGCGGCUUGGACGUUGGUGAGACAUCACAAUGGUGGCGAUGACAAAAAGAGUCAAGGUCUUCGAGAUCGUCUUCAACGACCCAUCCAAGACCUUUUACUGCAGCGGAGAUAAAGUGGCCGGGAAGAUCUUGGUGGAGGUGCUGGAGGUGACCAGAGUGACGUGCAUGAAGGUGCUGGGAGUCGGAUGCGCUAAAGUGGAGUACGCCAAAGGCAAACAGAGAUGCCGUGAAGAAGUUGAUUAUCUGAAGUAUGAAGACGUUGUGCACCUGGAUGACCAUCCAGCAGACACAGAUGGUUCGGUCAUCCUCCGUCCUGGCAACAAGUAUGAAUACUCCUUUGGCUUUGAGCUUCCUCAACAAGGGCAACUGGUGUCUACCUAUAAGGGCAAGUUUGGGUUUGUUCAGUACUUCGUGAAGGCUCUGAUGGAAAGACCUGCUCAGCCUGCCAUGGAGUGCAGGAAGCACUUUGAGGUCGAGGAGCCCUUGGAUGUCAACACUCCAGACUUGCUGUCGCCCACCGGAGGCAUGAAGGAGAAGAAGGUCACCUGCAUGUUCAUCCCAGACGGCCAGGUUUCUCUGAACGCCAAAAUCGACAGGCGUGGCUUCUGCGAGGGUGAAGAGAUCUGCAUCGAUGCCAAAUUUGAGAACACCUGCUCUCGCAUCGUGGUACCCAAAGCGGCCAUCAUCGCCAAGCACACCUACCAGGCCAACGGCCGCACCAAGGUCUUCAGGCAAAAACUCUCCUCAGUACGUGGCAACCACAUCAUCUCCGGCAUGUGCGACGCCUGGCAGGGCAAGAGCAUCCGUGUGCCAAAGAUCAAGCCCUCUAUAUUGGGUUGCAACAUCAUUCGGGUGGAAUAUGCGCUCAUGAUUUACAUGCACAUCCCAGGCAGUGAUAAGUUGGUUCUGGAGCUGCCCUUGGUCAUUGGGACGGUUCCCUACAAUGGUUUUAGUAGCCGCACCAACAGCAUGAGCAGCCAGGAUGGUUCCGUCAGCAAUGCAUCGAAUAGCUGGGUGUCCCUGCGGAUGCCGUCUGCGCCGCCAAGCUACUGCGACGUUACACGUGACUGCAGCCUGGACCAACCUCUCACACCUCUGUUGGACGACUAUGAUGGCGGAGACAGUCCCAUCUUCAUGAACGCACCCCAAUUCCAGUUCCCCCCACUCCCUGCUUAUUCUGAGGUGGACGAGGAAUACAACGGCAACGCCCGCAUGCUUCCUGUCUGCUGAACCAAGCUGGCAGAGCACUAGAACUGAACUGUUGCCCAUCAUAAAUGGGCUUCUUUUCCACUCUAAGCACUUCAGGCGUUCACCAUGUGGAUCAGAGCUGGGUUUGAGAAGUGUCGUAUGGAUGUGUGAAAGUGACGAUGAAGCGGAGGAUUUUGGGGCCCGAGUGGCCCCUCUGCAGGAUGAGCUAGUCGAAGUUCAGAGGAAGAAGAAGUGAAGUCUGAGCUCUCUUGUGCCUGCAUUGCUGACAGCCGUCUUAUAUUAUGCAUCACUCAAAUUAAACGUGUUUCUGUCAUAUUAUUAAUGCUGUUUUGGGGGGCAGAAAGAGGACGCUCGGGCUGUGUGGCAUGCUGUACUUCAUUGUGUUUGAGCUGCUCUUUCUUGAUAUGAGAUCACUGCUGAGCUGCAAACUGAUUGUGUCGCAUUAUAGCCAUUGACUUCCCCAAUUUGUGGUUAUGUGCCUUCCAGUAGUCCCUAAUAUAACAUUAGCAUUUAGCUCAUCAUUUUCGUUAUCAUUCCGUAAUGUUGUUUUUUUCUGUGGGGUUGAAGGAUUUCAUUUGUAGAAACAUUCUUCGACACAUUUGUUUGAUUUUAUGCUGGCCGUGAGGUUAAGUUAAUGUGCUCUCCAGAGAUAUAUUAUUCUAUGUUACUGAAACGUAAAGAAGAAAUGUAGAAUACAACAUUUUUCAUCAAGGGAAAAUCAUGCAGUGUCAGUAUAUAUGAUGUACCAGUGUUGAGGCUGAUUUGUUUUUUCAUUUGAAUGCACUUUUUUUAUGGAUGCAAGUUGCUAUAUACCUACUCGCAGGGAGAUUUCCUAUGUUUUCAUUUUGUUUUUCUCUUGUCUUCCAAAAUUGUUCAUUGAGGGAUCAAGCAUUGCAUGUGCAACCCAAGACUCUGUACUGUAAUGCAUUCAAAACCUUGUCCUUACAAAGGGCUCCACUGAUGUUGCUUCUUACACUGUGGACUUGAGCAUUAGGCCAAAAAAAAAAGAACUUAAUACUUCAAGUGCCAAAACUGGGGUCUUUUUGGACUUCGAGCCCCGACCACGUUUAUUUGAGACCAGAAGCUGCACUGUGUGUAGACAUAUCCUGAAGACAUUUUGAUGAACAUUUCACUUGGGAAGAUCUUCCUGAACUUUGUAUGUGUGUGUGUGUGUUCUGUAUUCUGUUUCUUAUAGAGUGUAAGAUGACUGUUACUGUUAUUAUAAACAGUGUAAAUUUACAAUGUGCAAAAUAUCAUUUUUGUAUCUUAAGGUAAAGUGUUUUUUUUUUUUUUUAUGAGAACUCAUUUGCAAUAAAAGUUUUAAGAUUAUAUUA
This is a messenger RNA of Cyprinus carpio (common carp), 2751 nucleotides long. RefSeq names its product thioredoxin-interacting protein-like. Gene Ontology annotation, molecular function: ubiquitin protein ligase binding. Gene Ontology annotation, cellular component: cytoplasm. Gene Ontology annotation, biological process: protein transport. The record is from RefSeq and is a predicted model, not a curated record. Lineage: Eukaryota; Metazoa; Chordata; Actinopteri; Cypriniformes; Cyprinidae.